AACAACUGGUGAAGGACGAACACCCAACACUCCCUCCAAAGAGUUAGAAUUUUGAAGUUUCAAUUCCCCCCUCCAACAAAUUUAAAAGGCGACACUAUACGCUCCUGUCCAGCCAGUUUGUUGUUGGCAAAAUAGGUCUAGUGGAAAGUUAUACAUCGAGUAUGUAGCUUUUCAACCGUACAAUGUACUUGUGAAGAAGAAAAAUAUAUAAAUGUUUUAGAAGUAUUUAGUUUAUUUAUAUAUCUCUCAUCAUGUGGUCCCGUGGGGAUCCGGGUUAGAAAAGGUCCUCAGUACCCCUUGCUUGUCGUAAGAGGCGACUAAAUGGGGCGGUCCUUCGGAUGAGACCGCUAAAACCGAGGUCCCGUGUCACAGCAGGUGUGACGCGAUAAAGAUUCCUCCCUGCUCAAUGGCCAUAUAAGUACCGAGCAUAGGCCUAAAUUUUGCAGUCCUUCACCGGCAGUAGUGACGUCUCCAUAUGAAUGAAAUAUUGUCGAGUGAGACGUUAAACAAUAUUCAAUCAAUCAAUCUCAUUAUGUGCAACUCGAUUUUAUCCCAACGUGCAGAAUGAAUUAACAAAUAAAUUAAAUGAAUUGAAUAAAUCUUUAUUCACGGAUAAAACAAUAAAUAUGCAUUGCAUAAUGUGCACAUACACAACAUAAAUUUUGACUUGAAGAACAUGAUUGUAAAUGACAUUUCACGACGAAUUUUCUGAUUUUGAGGUGAAUGCAAAUAAUUAGUAGUAUAAUGCAAUUUCUUUUCUUUAAAUACAUGUUUAAAGAUUAUACCAAGUCGACUAUAACAUUGCUGAGAUAAAAUUUAUUUUUCAAGUUUCAUUAAGUACAGUCGUGAUGGAAAAUCCUUCUGGACUCACUAUUACUGAGAUGCAGACAACUGAUCCUGUGGACUCAGUACCAGCUUCCAUACCUGAACCUGCAUGUACUUCGAAUUGUGAAAGUAAUCUGACUGUACCCCAAGCAGACGGGAUACAUGAAAACUGUGAACCUGCUGUCUCCGAAAAUGUAAAAAGUGAACCAAAGAGGAGGAAAAAAGUAUCAAUGGAAGAAUUGCAGAAAAUGCAAUAUGAGGUAUUACGUUGUCAUAAAACACACUUCGAGCUCCAGACUAUGAAAUUAAAAAAGGAAAUGGACAGAGACGAUAUGGAAAAAGAAAACUUGAAAUUAAGAAAUAUAAAGCUGUCUCUGAAGAUUGAAUGUUUAAAACAGAAUGUAAGCCAAAAUGAAAGUGCCAUGUUUGCCUUACAGGCUAUCAAUGAAAUUUAGGUGACAUUGUUCAAGAGGGAAAAGUUAGAGAAUGAAUUCAAUUUCAUUCAUUCUUUCACCUUGGUACUAAUCCAUCUAUACAUAUUCAUCGUAUUCGUCAUUUAACUCUUUUGUACGUGGUGUCAUGUAAUGUCUUUGUGAAUAGUGUUUGCUGAGAUAGAUAUUUGUAGGAUGAGUAUUUUAUCAGAAAUUGAAGAACGAGUUUUUAGGGAGUGGUAGUUGUGAACGCAUGUGUGUGAACUUAUACAAAGAGGAUUAACACUAAUCAAUACGGAAGUUCCGAGUUCCUCAACAGUUAUUUCCCUUUAUCGAACUCUUCCGUAAAUUAUGACGCAAAAUAUGAUGACAGUGGGUACAUUUGCUAAUUACUAUCGUUGUGUUAUUUCUUAGAAGAUGAUAUCCAGAGUUUAUGAGACCAUCCUAUAUCAGGGAAAAGGCAACUUUAGUGAGUUUAUGAAUAUUGAAUAACAAAAUGGCUCAAACAAAUUAAUUGCCAUCUUUCUUUGGUAAAAGGGUCACUCAUGUCGACGAGGAAACGAAUAAUGAUUUAAUAGCUAAUUUGAUGAUCUUAUUCAAACAAAUUAUGCUUGAUAUGGCCAGAAUAUGCAUACCAGUGAUUGAUAUAAACAAAAGUUACGCUUUCAUUAUAUUAAUCGUACGUAAUCGUUAUGUACAGUGCCAGUCUACGAUAUAAUGUAUACAUUGUGUACCCACCAUGCAUCAUAAAAUGCGAAAGAGUUCGACAAAGGGAAAUAACUUUAGGGUAACUCGGAAUUUACGUAUUAAUAUUUUACAAGAUUGACUUUGGUAACACAGUACAUCAGGUUGAAUCUCGCACCGAGAUACUAUAUAUACAGCUACAUAUUCCUUUACGGGAAAUGACGAUAUAUUACUGGUAUAAGAAUUAAAUCCUUUUUAAAUCUAUAUGAUAUUAAUUUAUUGCUCAAAUUAUCGUAUGUGAGAGGCAUUGCAUGUGCGAAUGUUUCAUUUUCAUUAUAGAUCAUCGUCAUCUAUAUAAAUGGAGACACCAUACGUUGGAAUAAAAUAACUGAAAUCGUAACCUGCACCAAGAGUUAUUCUUGUUGUUA
Molecule: messenger RNA, 2368 nt
Organism: Ostrea edulis (European flat oyster)
Lineage: Eukaryota; Metazoa; Mollusca; Bivalvia; Ostreida; Ostreidae
Exons: 3
Coding region: 849-1280 (143 amino acids)
Source: RefSeq, a predicted model, not a curated record